This is a messenger RNA of Erythranthe guttata (spotted monkey flower), 2956 nucleotides long. RefSeq lists its product as uncharacterized. NCBI's taxonomy places the organism in Eukaryota, Viridiplantae, Streptophyta, Magnoliopsida, Lamiales, Phrymaceae. Gene Ontology annotation, molecular function: protein binding. The record is from RefSeq and is a predicted model, not a curated record.
UCUCUCUAUGGCAUUGUGCCCCAAGAGAAACAAACCUGAGUGUAGUACUGUGUGUUUUGUUGGGGUGACCAUUUUCGCCGGACGCCCUCAACCCUAAUUCAUCUCCAUCGCCAAACACUUCCCCCAAAUCCCCCCUCAAGAUUCACACGAACACAACACAAAUCUCAAUCAAACCCCCAUUCGAUAAUCUUCCACAUUUUUCUCAAUCAUCGAAAAACCCCCAACCCAUUUCCCCAAUCCGCCGCGAUUUCAUUCCGGCGAAAAUGGCAUGAAGACGGCGGCGCCGCUCACCAAUUCAUUCCAGCUCGAUUCAUCAUCAUCCGCCGCUAAUCAGUCUUCGAUAACUGAUUGACAAUAAUGCAAUUUUGGGCUCCGAGGGUUCCCAUUUCCAAGGUUUUCCUCGCAUCUCUCUUCCAUGGUCGCUCCUCCCUCGUAGAAUCAUCAUCGCCGCCGUCGCCUUCUUCUCCUUCGUCCACUUUCUGGUUCGUCAAAGUCGUCUGCACUCUCUGCAUUCGCCGCUCCCCUUCUCUCGCUUUCGUCGAAACCGAUUAUUUCCGGGUGAAUUUGAAUCCCUCUGUAGCUUUCGCCGUAGUUUAUCACAUAAACAGUAGAUUGAAUAACCCCGAUUUAGCUUUCACCUUCUUCCGUUGCUCGAGGCUCCGUUUGAAUCUAAUUCACCUCGAGCCCACUUUCGAUUUGCUAUUGAGAUCCCUCUGCCAAAUGGGGCGCCACGAUUCGGCUGAAUUAGUCUACCAAUACAUGAAAUCCGAUGGUUUUUUGCCCGAUAGCUCGGUUUUGGAUUUCGUUGUUUCGUCAUUCGCCAAUGCGGGAAAAUUUAGGAUUGCCGAAGAAAUUUUGAUCGCACGAGCUGAGUACUGUAAUGAAAAAGACGAACUAGUUAGUUCUUUUGUAUAUAACAACUUUUUGAGCAUGCUUACGAAUAAAAACCGCAUUGACGACGCUGUUUUAUUUUUCAAAUCUCACAUACUGAGGCUAAAAAGCUUUUGCCCCGAUACGUGUAGCUUUAACAUAGUGAUGCGCGGUUUGUGCCGCGCGAGUAAAGUCGAUAAGGCUUUCGAGUUUUUUGAUGUUAUGAGGAGUUUUAGCUGUAGUCCCGAUCUUGUCACCUACAACACUCUUAUUAACGGGUUGUGUAGAGUCGGCAAAGUGGAUAGAGCAGAGGAGUUAUUAAGAGAAAUUAAAGUACAAUCGGAGUUUUCAGCAGAUGUUGUGACUUACACAUCAGUUAUUUCCGGAUAUUGCAAAUUAGGUAAAACGGAUGCUGCAGCAUUUCUUUUCGAAGAAAUGAUUAAUAAUGGGAUUAGACCGAAUUUGUUUACUUUUAACGCUAUUAUUGAUGGCUUUGGUAAAAAGGGUGAGGUGGCUUCUGCAUCAAAGAUGUACGAACGAAUGACGGCUACUGGUUUUCGGCCUGAUGUUGUCACAUUCACCUCUCUAAUCGACGGUCAUUGCAGAUGUGGAGAUUUAGGACAAGGGAUUCAUCUCUUGAACGAAAUGAACGAGAAAAGGGUUUCUCCUAACGUGUUUACUUUCUCCGUUUUGAUCAGUGCUUUGUGCAAAGAGAACAGAUUGAAUGAGGCCCGUGAUUUGUUGAAUCAGUUGAAGUGGAGGGAAGAUAUUGUACCCCCGCCGUUUGUUUACAACCCUGUAAUUGACGGGUACUGUAAAGCUGGCAACGUAGACGAGGCGAAUGCGAUAGUAGCGGAAAUGGAGGCGAAAGGAUGCGUGCACGAUAAGAUGACUUUCACCAUUCUCAUUUUGGGGCACUGUAUGAAAGGGAGAAUGUUUGAAGCUAUAGGAAUGUAUAACAAGAUGUUGUCUGUGGGUUGUGUGCCUGAUAAUAUUACGAUGAGUUCUUUGAUAUCUUGCCUUAGAAAGGCCGGGAUGGCGCGUGAGGCGAAUGAAAUAGAGCAGAAGGCAUUGUUUAGUGUUUCGUCGUCGUCGAAGAGAAGCAAUCCCGUUAGGAAUAAUAUGAAUGUGACGGUGGCUGUUUAGUUGGAAAAGAAUUUGUCUCUUGCUAUGUGCUUGAUUUGAACUUAGUGGUUGUGUAUAAGGCCCUUCCAUCAGAAAAAAAUCUAUUGAGCAAAUCAUUGGAUUGAUGAGCCAGCCAAAUUUGAGAUGCCGUCUCCUGAGUGGAUACUGUGUUACCACUGAAGGUGCCCUCAUUUUCAAUGCAAUGGAGGAGAAAUGCUAAAUUGAAAAACAGAAAAAGAAAAACAAAAAUAGAAUUAUUUGCUGAAGAGGCUCUAACUAAUGCAGAUGUUUUACAAUUAUCCCACGAAAAUUGUCCGACUUUAUUUUGCUGGCAAAAUCAACACAAGUUUGGCAUAAAAUUAAUUUUGGGGAAUUAAAUGAUCUACUCGCCUGGAUUGCGGUGCCUCAAUUCAGUGGCUUCUUUUCUCCACUAAAUGUGAUAAAGAGUUAUUAUGCUGUGAGAUGUUAUAUCUGCUCUCUCGUCACUGGUGAUUGUGGCGGCUCUAAUGGGUUUGACCUGUUGGGUUUCGGUUCUGGGCGGGUCGGCCCAUUUUUCUUAUUCGGGUGGGUCCCGUUGUGCAUUGUUCGUUCUUCAUUUCAACCGGCUAGGCGCACGUGUAAAUUCUUGUAUGAAAAGUAUAGUCGUAUCUAAUCCAAUUUUGCUGGAAAUUUUACUUGGAGCAUUUUUUAUGAGUCCAAGAAAUGAGGUGAUUUUUUGCUGAACAUUUUUUCUCGUCUGGCUUCCAAUUGAAACUUGGUUCCUUUCUGGUUCCUAGUUUAUAUCGACAGUUACUUCUCUUUUUUCGUAGUUCCGUAAAUAUUGGAACAUUAUAGCAAAGCCCGACUCGAGAAAAUAUUACUAAUAGUGUUUUUACAUUCUUCGAUAUGGAUUUCUUGGUAAGAUUCAAGAAGACCUGCGAUUUUGCAGAUUUUCAGGUUUAAAUCCAAAUUCAACGAGUGA